Molecule: messenger RNA, 2352 nt
Organism: Strongylocentrotus purpuratus (purple sea urchin)
Lineage: Eukaryota; Metazoa; Echinodermata; Echinoidea; Camarodonta; Strongylocentrotidae
Product: protein ATP6V1FNB
Exons: 1
Coding region: 153-719 (188 amino acids)
Source: RefSeq, a predicted model, not a curated record
ACACUCUUAUGAUCCACCUACCUACGACGCUGCACUGCGGAUCCCGAGACCACGUAAACAUAAAUGUUAAUUUAACAUUGUUUUGUGCUUCGCCUUGCCAUUUCUAGCGUCAGUUCUUUUUCCAGAUCAAAGAACAGUUAAGACAUACCAGAAUGGGUGAAUUAUUUGACGUACAACGGCAGAAUUUCUGGACUGAAUCCAUCCACAAAGAAGCCUACACAAGAUUGGCUUGGCAUGAGAAGUACAGCAAGGAAUUCGCCCGUGAGUCUCGCGAGGGAGGCCAGGCAGCGGUCGCUAGGAAGAAGCGACCUGAUAUGGUGCCCAAGGUGAAACUUAUUCCUGUCCAGUCUUUGAAAACCAAGAAAACCAAGAAAGCAGCUGACAAGACCGACGCCUCUAAAGCUCAGGAAAAUUCCAAGAAAGAACUAGAAAAAAUUGCCGGCAAAGAUCCUAAUGCUCUGUUGGUUGAAAUGAGACCCGUCACAUCGGAUGUUAGGGAGCAGUUGUUCAAGGGAUUCAGCAAAGAAGGAACAGGACGCUAUGCCUAUCUACAGAUGCGUAAACUAAAGAAGCCUGAGAUGAAGUAUGAGGUUCCGCUGACCAGUUCUUGGGAGUAUGGAUGGAGGCUAAAUGAUGUCGUCAAGGAAUUCCGUGCACCUACAUAUGGCCGUUCACGUAUCGUCAAAGACUCAUUUUUCCGUACAAAUGGAAUAUUCUAAUUUCUAGAAGAAUGAGCAAUCAGACUGACAGUUUGAACAAUUAAUCUAAAUACUACUAACAAGAUAGGUUCCAUUUCCAUUUUUCAAGCCUGGUGCUUGAUGUGCACAUGUGCAGUGAGAGAGACGUUCCAGUUUUCAUCAAAAAAAGAAAAAGCAAGAAAGAAAUACAAAGUGCUGGACAUUUGCAUCAUAACAUGACCGUCGUCCGGAGACAGCAGUUCUAAGUCUGAGAUGUCUUUGAAUUGUUUCACAAGAAUGAGUGUCAUUAUGCCAAAGCAACUGAGGGUUUUGUCACAUCUGGUUCAUCAGAUUUUCAUCUAUUGACUACUCACUGCAUUUCAAGAUCAUCUAAAGUCUACCCAAAGUCUUAGGGUUCUAUUUCCUUUGUAACCAUAUUAUCAGAUAGUCAACAUUCUCUACUUGGUUUAAUGUAUUUCUAGAAUUUCUGGAUUUCAAGAUUGUGAAGGUUCACUUCAUCACAUGCCAAAUUUCACCCAUGUAAAAGGCAGAGAGUGCUUCUUUUUUAAAUGUCAUUCUUCCAUCCAUACUAAAGCUUAGUUUGUGAUAUCAGUGCUACAUUUACAUGUAUGUGUGUAUCAUAUAAAUAUUUUUUUCAUAAUUGAAACAGUAUUCUUUAAAUCUAAAAAUCUAUGCAUUCAUUUUCAUUAUUUGUGGUUUUGUUUUGUAAAAUUUGGCAAAAAAGUUGUGUGACAAAGUUUACUUGUAUAUCUAAAAUGUCUACAAUAAAUGACUUUGUUAAUACAUCAUAAUGUUAACAAUAUAUUUGAUGUUUGAGAUGAGUACCAUCGUUGAGUAGAGAUCAUGCAAUAACUUAAAUGUUGUAUAAAACUUAUAUAUCAAAUUGAAUUGAAUAAUUAUUUUAGAUAUGCACCUCUAAUUUAUUGUUUCCAUUUGUUUGUUCUUUACACAUUGCAAUUAAGUUGAACAAGGCCAACAUUUCUUGUUAGCAAUAUCUUUAUUGUACAUUCCUGUGCCUAUCAUCCCUCCCCCCAAAUUUCUAUACAAUCUAAUAUUACUUCUCACAUUUCAAGCUUCUUAAAGUUUUUUUUGAUCGAUGCCAAAUUGGACUACCUUAAAAAGUAGUUCAUAUACAUUAUAUUGGUAUAAUCAGUUUUCCUUUUGCACAGCUUUCGCGUGAGAGGGUAUGUUUUUGAAGGGAAUGUAGCAACUAAAAUUGCCUAAUACUUAUUACGCAGAUGUUUUUGAUGUAUUUCUUUGACCAGCAUUCCUUGAAUACUCAACAGUAGGAUCGUUAAUAAAAUUGAGAAGAUGUAAAAAAAGAAUUUAUUCAAUCCUUUUUCAGGUGCAUCUUUCUACAGCCAUUGCUGCGCUGUUUAAUCAUCCAUUCUGUAAUUAUUUGAUAUGCUGGUUUACCACAGAUAGCAACUCGGGUGACGGGAUGAAUCUAUCUAUCAAUCUAUUUUGCUUCAUUGAAAUUCCUUCUCAAGUUUUUUUUUAUCUUACAUGUGAAUGUUUGUUUCAUUUGGAACAAAUAGCAUGGAACAAACUAUUGGAUUUUCACUUAUGUAUAAAGUUUUGAAGUAUUGUGAAAUCAAAUCACUUUCUUAUUCCUCUUUUUGGAAUUUGCCAUUAAAAUUAUAUUGUUCUCUAA